GUCCCUCCUGCCCCACAGCCCUCUCGGCCGCGCCCCGCAAGCCGCCGCCGACCCGCCGCCGCCGGGCGGAGCUCCCGGCCCGGAGCACGUGACGGCUCCCGCAGUCCCGCCACCGCCGCCAUGGCCGCCCGGCUCGUCCCCGCCGCCAAGCUUAUUAUCAAAGGAAGCCUGGCUGGAGCUGCUGUAUAUGUGGCAUAUGAUCAGGGGCUGCUGGGCAGUGGCACACAAGGUGCUGAAGCACUCAAAAAAGCUCAGGCAGCACUGCCUCCAGCUAUCCAGGAGUGGACAAGUUACCUAGGCUGGGAGCUCCCACCCACUCCAAAAUUUGACUUUUCCCCCUCUGAUUCCUGGAAUAAAGGAGUGCAGUCAGUCAUGUCUGCCUUGUCUGUAGCUCCGGACAGGGCCUGUGAAUACACGGUGGAAGGCUGGAAGUAUGUGAAGGAUCUUGUCAAAUGAACACGUUCUCCAGGGUUCAUGAUUGUCCUGUGUUGUCUUUGAGAGGAUGCACAGUCCGUUGCUGUGGAGGGCAGCUCAGCCAUGUAAGGGCUACAAUAAAAGACUUUGGAACUUCAA
This is a messenger RNA of Myiozetetes cayanensis, 573 nucleotides long. RefSeq names its product mitochondrial contact site and cristae organizing system subunit 13 (gene MICOS13). The transcript is spliced from 4 exons. Gene Ontology annotation, cellular component: MICOS complex; mitochondrial crista junction. The coding region runs from base 121 to 456 and encodes 111 amino acids. The record is from RefSeq and is a predicted model, not a curated record. NCBI's taxonomy places the organism in Eukaryota, Metazoa, Chordata, Aves, Passeriformes, Tyrannidae. Gene Ontology annotation, biological process: cristae formation.